CUCCUCAGCACCACCCUGCACGAAAGGAGAGCAGCCUGUGGAGAAAUAGCGCGUGUUGAGAGGAGUUUACGGUGUAUAAAGAUACAUUAAAUAGAGAUAACCGUGCCUUCUUUACACCGUUUGGAUACCCGUGUUUUCGCUGGAUGGACGCGGGGAAUCGCGUGCGAGGUCGCGCGCCGGGGGCUUCAAUUUCUAGCGGUUUGCUGGUCUAAACUUUGUGGAAAUAUGUAAGUGAGCUGGGGGGGGGGGGGGCAAAUGCGACUGAAACAUGGAGCAGGCGGCUACUCUGGACAUAGAGACGCUUAAGAUUACCCAGGAGCGGUUCAUCCUCGCCUCCCAGUCCCUGCAUCUCCAGCGACCGGACGCCGCCGCCGCGGACCCGGCGGGGCUGCGCGGCUGGAGAAAGAGGUGCCUCUAUUUCUUUCUGCUGCUGCUCCUGGUCACCAUGAUCGUCAACCUGGCCCUCACCGUCUGGAUCGUAAAGGUCAUGAAUUUCUCGGCGGACGGGAUGGGAAACCUCGAGUUGAAGCAGGACGGGAUUCGCCUCCAGGGAAUCUCUGAGUUUCUUCUGCCCCUCUAUGUGAACGAGAUCCAGUCCAGAAGGGAUAGCUUGUUGGUCCUGAGGUCGGAGAAGAACGUAACGCUGAACGCCAGAAACGACCAGGGUCAGCUGACCGGUCAGCUGUCAGUGGGGCCCGAGGCCGUGGAGGCCCAGUGCCAGAGGCUAGAGGUUCGGAGUCAAGACGGGGGCCAACUGCUGUUCACUGCCGACGAGGAGGAGGUCACCAUGACGACCGAAAAGUUCACUGUCACAGGAUCGGAAGGCGCCGUGUUUGGACAUUCAGUGGAAACUCCGCUGGUCCAGGCGAGGGCCACUGAAGACCUGAAGCUGGAGUCGCCGACGCGGACCUUGACCAUGGAGGCUCCCCGCGGGGUGGAGGUGAGGGCUGCAGAGGGCCCGCUGAAGGUCAGCGGGCGAAAGGAUCUCCAGCUGGAGUCCACGGAGGGAGAGAUACUUUUGGACGCCAAGACCAUUCAGCUGGCCGGUCUCCCGCUCGGCGUCUACACGGGGUCACCUGACCGGGCCUCCCGGCGCCCGCCCGUGUACGAGGUGUGCGUCUGCCCCAGCGGCAAGAUCUACCUGUCGCCCGCAGAGAGCAGCUCCACCUGCCAGGCCAUGAGCAACAUCUGCCUGUGGAGCUGACCUGGGAACGGUGUCGUUGAGAGGGGACCAAAUCCGACGUCCGCCCCCGGAGCCGCUGAGGGCGUCCAGUGGAGACGCGGCUCGGACUUCCCGCCGUGCGCGAGGUCGGGUCCGUGUUCCGAUUUGGGGCCUUUCGGACCCGGUCAGGGCGACCGACGGGCAGUCGGAGCAGUUCUCUGAAAUCAGGAAUAUCACUCAAGGCCAGAAACAUCUCCCGCUGCCUUGUGUCGGAGUCCAGAGGACACGCCCUUUAUUUUUCUACUUGGUUGUGGACACGCUGUGACUCUGUGUUUUGUAAGAUUCAGGAGGAAAUAAAACGCAGAUGCCUUCAGCUUGGAAGGAACUGUUGUGAUAACUGGAACCCGUCUGUGUAAUCUUAGAUUUAGUUCAAGUUUGUUUGAGAAAGAAAAGCAAGCACAAUUCUUUUCUUCCCAAACGAUCAAUUCAUUAACAUUUUAGGAUUGUUUUUCUUAAAUAAGUUAAGUAGGUGUUUGUUUUUCUCCUGUUUGCGGCGUAUCCAUUUGCAAUUAAACCUGUUUUUAAGUGGCACAUAUUGUAUUAAUUAGUGCUGUACUACCUUUUACAAUAAGAGAGAAUAAGGUGACAAAAGGUCCAGUUAGAAGCUGAAUAUCGACUGACCCUCAUCAGCGGAUGAAGUUUGCCCCGUUGAAUUCUGGGUGUUAAAAACCGACUGUUCUGCUCUGACAGAAAAAGCUACUCACUACACCUAACGGUGGGCGUUUUUUUAAAGUUUAAGUUUCAUUCAACUUUCCAAAAUGAAACACAAUUUGCUGACCUUGGCGCCGCGGCUGAGAGCGAGCGAGCAAGCCGUGUGUUCGGCAGGUCCCGCCGGGACGACGGCGCCGCGUCGUCAUCAUCGCCCUGCGGCACAGACGGGCUCGUUUGGUAAGAGCAACGAUGGCACUCAUAACAACAGCUUAAAAUGCCCUCGUUUUUAAAUGCUUUUAAAUCGCACUAUGACAGACUGGUACACACAACAACCCUCUACAUGGGAAAAGCAACAAUUAAGACGGUUCAUGAAUUCACCUCAUUUGCACAAAUUGCACGGCGCCACAUAUGUCCCCAAGAAUAAAAAAAAAAAAUCAAAUUCAUUGUAGGAUUGCAAUUGAAUCAAGCGUAUAAAGUCAUUUAGUCCAAUGUCUGUCGAUGAUGGUUUCAUUUAAUAAACAAGGGGCCCCACCAAGCUGCUAUGGUUACCGCGAAUGACCACGU
Molecule: messenger RNA, 2437 nt
Organism: Pungitius pungitius (ninespine stickleback)
Lineage: Eukaryota; Metazoa; Chordata; Actinopteri; Perciformes; Gasterosteidae
Product: zeta-sarcoglycan-like
Exons: 8
Coding region: 269-1204 (311 amino acids)
Biological process (GO): heart contraction; cardiac muscle tissue development
Cellular component (GO): sarcolemma; sarcoglycan complex
Source: RefSeq, a predicted model, not a curated record